Messenger RNA from Didymodactylos carnosus, 1182 nucleotides. The record is from the annotation of a GenBank genome assembly. NCBI's taxonomy places the organism in Eukaryota, Metazoa, Rotifera, Eurotatoria, Philodinida, Philodinidae.
AUGCUAUAUCGUCUAUAUGCUAUCAAAAAGAUUUCUCCCAUACCUAUUUUAUCUCAAAAUCAAAAAUUAUUUUUUUCAAAAUCUUUUACAUCAUCUUCAAAACAUCGUCAUCGUUUCUAUAUCUAUUCCGUUGUUGCUGUAACAUCAACUGCUGUUUUGGGAACAUUUUAUUAUCGAUUUAAUCGAAACAAAUUUGAUUAUAAUCGACGAGAAUAUGUUAAAAAUCUUGAAGUAAUUGAAUAUAAUCUACUAGAACGUAGACCUAUACUCGAUUCAUCAAAUAUAAAACAUAUUACAUUUGAUCAACCAUCACGAAAAACAUUUCCCUAUAAAUUAACUGUCUAUGAAUCUAUUCAAUGUCCAUAUUGUUCAAAAUUACGAGCUUAUUUAAAUUAUAAUCGUUUACCCUACAAUAUAAUUAAAGUGAGAACUGAAGAUAUACAAUGGUCACUCUAUAAACAAGUUCCAAUUGUUAUUCUAGAGAAUGGUGAACAAAUACAACUUAAUGAUUCAACACAAAUCAUAUCUGCAAUAGAAUCCUAUUUUCUAACACCAACAAAAUCAUUUCGACAUAUAUGGAAAUUAUAUCAACCACUAGUAGAAAAUAAUAAGAAACAAUAUAAACUAAUAUAUUCUUAUCCAAAUAAAUAUCAUCUCAUUCAACCAUUGUCAUCAGACAUAAUAGAUCAACAAAACAGACAAAUAGACGAUGAUCUACUAUUAUCAUCAAAAUCUAGAAAAACGGAACGUCAAUGGCGUGAAUGGGUCGAUGCAAAAUUAAUUCCAUUAUUUUCAUCUAAUGUAUAUUUAACAUUACGUGAAUCAUUGGAUAGAUUUUAUUUGUAUGCUGAAGCUGAUAAUUGGAUGAAAACAUAUCCAUGGUAUAAACGUUUUGUAAAAAUUAAUUUUGGUGCAAUUUAUAUGUGGUUAAUUAAUUUUAAAUUAUCAACAGAUGUGCGAAAAGAAUUAAUUGAUUGUAUUAAUGAAUGGUUGACAGCUAUUGGAAAUGAUCAAAACUUUUUAGGUGGACAAAAUCCAAAUUUAGCUGAUAUUAGUGUCUAUGGUGCAUUGACAUCUAUACAAGAUUCGAAUACAUUUACCUAUUUAAUUAAAAAUACAAACAUUGAAUCAUGGUUUGAAAGAAUGAAACAAAUUAUUGAUUUACGAGUGAAUUCUUCUUAA